Molecule: messenger RNA, 1713 nt
Organism: Arabidopsis thaliana (thale cress)
Lineage: Eukaryota; Viridiplantae; Streptophyta; Magnoliopsida; Brassicales; Brassicaceae
Gene: TRM10
Product: GAR2-like protein
Exons: 3
Coding region: 92-1513 (473 amino acids)
Source: RefSeq, marked reviewed
CUCACAUAGAAGCUUCUUUCUCCUUCACUAUAAAAUCUAACUCUGAUCAUCACUAAAACUCAUACCAUCACGUGUUCUAAGAUUUGCAACAAUGGCGUCGAUGAUCAGUUCCUCUGAUCACCGUCUUUCGACAAGCAAGAGACGUUUGAAGCCAUUGCUGUUAAGAGAUUACUUACUCGAUGAUCUCAGUUCUUGUUCAUCCAACGGUUUCAAAUCAUUCCCACGCCGUCAAACUCCUUCUGCAUCUUCCACCGUUCGUCGUCUUCUUGACGCCGAGAUCAAACGGUCAGGAUUUAUCCAUCAUCAUCAUCACACCAAGCAACCACGUCUCACUAGAAGAUCAAGCCAUACAACUUGUGGAACGGCGAUAAGUCACGCCGUUCAUAAAGCUUCAACGGCGUUUCUUAAACUUUUGCCGUUCCCUUCUUCCACCGUUAAAAAACAAGGCGUUUUCUCUAGAAGCUUCUCUAAACGGCUUUUAAGCAUAAGCUUCUGGAGAAAACCCGUUGUAGGUCAAUCUCGCCGUGAAGUAACCGGAGAUGGAGACGGAGAGAUCCAAUGGUGGAGAUCCGUCGCGUACGAAGAGAGUUUAGAUCAACAAUCCGAUCUGUUUUCUCAAAUCUCCACCACCGACGACAAAAUAACAUUUUCAACCUCAGCCGCUGCGAUCACUGUCGUGGAGGAGUUUAUCUCCGGUGACUCAUCGAGUUACGGUAGCGAGUUUUUCACAAACUCAUCAUCGGAGGUUGUACAGUCUUCUUCCUCAUCGUUCUCUUCUUCGUCGAGUGGUGAAUCGGAGGAAGUCUCCAGCGAGAUCGACGCCGUGGAAGACGGGAAGGAGAGCGGAGAUAGUUUAAAGGCACACGACGGUGACGGAUCAUCUGUCAACCGCAACAACAGCCUGUGUAACAGAAAGGAAUGUGUGAAUGAAGAGAAAGAACAACUCAGUCCAGUAUCGAUCUUAGAAUGCCCUUUUAAAGAUGAUGACGAAGACGAUGAAAUCACUGACCAAAAUGAUACAUAUGAGAAAAUUGCUAGAAAAAGCAGGAGAUUAAAUGGUUUGGUACGGCUUGAGCCACUAGACUUGGAUAAACGCAUAGAGAGGUAUGUAGAGAGACAAGAAGAGUACUCAUAUCACACUCUGGAGACGGAAGAGGACGAAUCAGAAAAUCAAGCAAACCGCUUGUUUGCUCUUGUGAAGUUGAGAAUCGGCGAAACAAAUGACCUACUAGCUUCUAAAGUAGCGGAUAAUCUAUUGUUAGACUAUCUUCAAGAAGAUAACAUUGGGCCAAAAGAGGAGACAUUAAUGGUGAAGAAAGCAGAAGAUUGGGUUAUGGGUAGACAAGAUGAGAUGUUUAUGAGUUGGGAAGUGAAAACGAAGAGAGAGGUUUAUGUGAAGGAAAUGAAGUGGGGUUGCAUUAAUGGAGAUGAGAGAGAGAAUGUGGUUGAAGAGUUGGCUAAUGGUUUCUUCACUUCCUUUGUGGAUGAAUUCAUCUACGACUUAGUGUUGUGAUAAAGUUAGUGUUUUGGGAGGAAAGUUAAGAUUUUGAUUAGAUUCAUAAUGUAUUAGAUAUAUGCUAUCUCAAUAAAACUAUAUGUAGUUUUGCAUAAGGGGAAUGAUUCGUAUAAAAACUUAUGUAGGUCAUAUGUUCGUUUUCCAUUUUUAAAAUCUAGAAUGAGAGUUAAGAGUCCAUAGUCAUUUAUGUGUUGUUU